This is a messenger RNA of Ilex paraguariensis (yerba mate), 399 nucleotides long. The record is from the annotation of a GenBank genome assembly. NCBI's taxonomy places the organism in Eukaryota, Viridiplantae, Streptophyta, Magnoliopsida, Aquifoliales, Aquifoliaceae.
AUGGAGCAGUGGAAAAAAACUAACGGUGAUGAUGAAGUGGCCAAUCUGGGCCAUAGCUGGAGAGAAGUUAAUCAGAGGGUGCUAAAGGAUGCACCUUGUUCGGUGGCAUUGCUUGUGGACCGUGGAUUUGGUGGUGGGUUCCANGCCAAUCUGGGCCAUAGCUGGAGAGAAGUUAAUCAGAGGGUGCUAAAGGAUGCACCUUGCUCGGUGGCAUUGCUUGUGGACCGUGGAUUUGGUGGUGGGUUCCAACAAACUCCAAGGCCCACUGCCAUCGUAGCACAGAGGGUCCUUAAUGACGAAGUGUUUGUAAUAUUAGUCCUCAUGGCACUCUUCACCACCUUCAAGACAACUCCAACAGUGCUGGCUAUCUACAAACCAGCUCGCCACGACAUCUCCUGA